Plasmodium falciparum 3D7 is the source of this 10185-nucleotide messenger RNA. It is a transcript of the gene NUP335, whose product is annotated as putative nucleoporin NUP335. The record is from RefSeq and is a predicted model, not a curated record. NCBI's taxonomy places the organism in Eukaryota, Apicomplexa, Aconoidasida, Haemosporida, Plasmodiidae.
AUGAAUAAUGAUUUUAUGAAAAACGAAAAGGAUGAUUAUGAUAAAGUCAAUGAAGAAGAAUAUUCACUUGAAAAUUUUAGAGGAAUAGAUAUGAACAAUAAUGUAGAUAUUAGUAAUAUGAAUAAUAAUUUGAAUGAUGUAGGAGAAUUAAUAAAUAUUGAUAAUAAUGAUAAAUAUGAUGAAGAUCAACUUAGUUUAAUAAAAGAGAGUUUGGAAUAUGGAGAAUUACUUCUUUCUAAUGUAAAAGAAGAAGAUGAAAAUAAUCGAAGAGAACAUUUUAAAAAGAAUGAUUAUAUGAAAGAUACGGAAGAUGUUCAUUACAAGGAAUCGAAAAUUGGACAAGAUAAAAGAUUUAUGCAUUCGUUAUGUGUUAAGGAAUUAAAAAGUACGGAAGAAGGAGAAUUAUUCGAUGAUGAAAAAUAUAAAGAUAAAGACACACUUAUAAAUAUGUUAAGAAAAAAGCUGGAAAUAAAAAUUAAAGAUUAUAAUUUAAUUAUGGAUACUCUUAUCCUUACAAAAGAAGAAUGUAGUAAAAAAGAAGAACAAUUAAAAGAUUAUAAAAUGAAAUAUAAUAAAAUGGAAAAAGAAUGUUAUUCUUUAAAAAAUGAAAUUGAAAGAAAAAAUAAUGAGAAACAUUUAAAUAUUGGUAGCUUUUCAUUUUAUAAAAAUGAAUAUGAUGAUAUGAAAUAUAAAUUAUUAAAAUGUGAAGAAAAAAACAAAAUCCUUUUAAAUAAAAAUCAAGAAUUACAUCAAACUAUUAUACAAAUGAAAAAUGAUUCAUAUAAUCAAAAUAUAAAAUUUAAAAAAGAUAUCGAUGUAUUAACAGAAGAUAAAAAAAAUAUACUUAUUCAAAAUAAAAAUUUUACAAAACAAAAUAAAAUUCUUAUAGAUAAAUAUUUACGACAAGAAAAAAUUAUUUAUAAAUUAAAAAAACAUAAUGAAGAACAAGAAAUAAUAAUAAAAGAAUGUCAUAAAAAAAUCGAAUUUGUUAAUAAAAAUUCUGUAAACCAUUUAAAUAAAGUUAGAGAUGUAUUAAACAAAUCUCUAAUCAAAUCAGAAGAACAUGUGAAAUUAUAUACAAACCUAAAAAAAGAAAAUGAUUCUUUAAAAAUAGAAUAUAAUAAAUCGAAAACAAAUAUACAACAACUAAAUGAACAAUUAGUAAAUUAUAAAAAUUUUAUUAAAGAAAUGGAAAAGAAAUAUAAACAACUUGUAGUUAAAAAUAAUUCUCUCUUUUCCAUAACACAUGAUUUUAUUAAUUUAAAAAAUUCAAAUAUAAUUAUAAUUAGACGAACAAGUGAUAUGAAACAAAUAUUUAAAAUGUAUAACUUGGACAUAGAACAUUUUAAUGAACAAGAUCAUUUAUCGGUGAUAUAUAUAUAUGAAAUAUUAUAUAACACCAACGAUAAUAAUAAUAAUGAUAAUGAUAAUAAUAAUGAUAAUAAUAAUAAUAAUAAUAAUAAUAAUGAUAAUAAUAAUAAUAAUAAUAAUGAUAAUAAUAAUAAUAAUAAUAAUUAUAAUAAUAUCAUGAUGAUGAUAGAAAAUAUGAACUCGGGUAAUCAUCCGAAUUCAAAUAAUUUACAUAAUUAUAGGCAUAACACAAAUGAUGAAAAUAAUUUAUCCAGUCUAAAAACAUCCUUUAGAUAUAAAAUUAAUAAUAAAUCUGGGAAAUCGCGAUCCAUCAAAUCAAGAUCUCAUUUCUCUGGAGACAAUGAAUAUAUUCAAGAUCAACUAAGUAAUCGAGAGAUGAAAGAUCAUUAUAAUUAUAUCGAAAGGUAUAAUCAUUCAUCUAAUCGUAAUGACAUACAUAAUUUAUAUUAUAUGGAAGAAAACGUAUCACAUAAUAAUAAUAAGAGUGAUUAUGAUGAAGAUGGAGAUGCAGAGAAUAAUAAUUAUUAUAUUAAAAUAAAAAAAAAUAAAUAUAAAAAAUUAAACGAUUUAUUAAAUAAAGCUCAAAUGAAAAUCAUAACAUUAACACGAGCAAAUGAAAUGUUUGAAAAAUAUUGUUCAAAUAUUAAAAACACAUUAAUAAGAGAUGACAUGAAAAAAUUUAGAAAACCAGAUAUAAGCGAUGUACAUAUUUUACAUAAUGAAAAAAUAUAUCUAGAAAAAUUAUUAAAUGAAAAAUUAAACUAUAUAAAAGAUAUUGAAAAAAAAUUAGAUGAAUUACAUGGUGUAAUAAAUAAAAAUAAAGAAGAUAUAUAUAUAUUACAAGUAGAAAAACAAACAUUAAUUAAGGUGAUUUCCUCUGUAUAUGAUUACACAAAAAUGGAGAGUGAAAAUCAUAUAUUUAAAAUGAAUACCACAUGGAAUAAGAUGUUAAAUAAUGUUCAUAUGUCUUCAAAUAAAGAUUAUAAUAAUCAAAAUAAUCAAAAUAUUGAAAAUAAUCAAAAUAUUGAAAAUAAUCAAAAUAAUCAAAAUAUUGAAAAUAAUCAAAAUAUUGAAAAUAAUCAAAAUAACCAAAAUAAUCAAAAUAACCAAAAUAAUCAAAAUAACCAAAAUAAUCAAAAUAACCAAAAUAAUGCAGGAAUACAUAUUAGUCCUGAUGACUUUUUAAAGUAUAGGAUGUCGCUAGAAAAAUUUAUACAAUUUACUAUAAAAGAACACAUUGUUUAUAUUAUGAAAGAUGAAAAAAAAAAAACUUCUAAUAUUAUUAAAGAAUCCAUAUCAUUAAAAAAGAAGCAUACCAAAAAGAGUAUUAUAAAUAACAAUAAUGAUAAUAAUAAUGAGGAUGAUGAUGAUAAUGAUAUGUUGAGUGUUAUGUAUUCUAAUGAUGAUGUGAUUAAGAAUAAAAGAAAAGAAAAUAAUAAAGAAAUAUUAGAAGAACAUGUAAGUUUUUCUAGUUUUUCGAAUAAUGAAUAUAUUGCUCAUUCUUUUAAUAGCAUAUUAUUACAAUUAUCUAAUUAUAUUUUUAACAUUGAAUGUAAGCAGAUGGAAUAUUUUAAAAACAGUAAUUUAUUGAGUUAUGUUGAUGAUUAUACAAUUACUAUAGAAUUGUUUUAUAGGUUGAAAAAAUAUAAUAAUAUAUUUAGCAUAGAGCAAAUCUUAGGAACUCAGUAUCCUUCGAUUUUACAAAAGCUGCAUGAUGGUAUAUAUUGUUUAAAAGAUAAUAAUAAAAAAAAAAACAAUGACGGUGAUAAUAAAAGCCAAGAAGAUGAUGAUGGUAACAAAAAAAAAAACAAUGACGGUGAUAAUAAAAGCCAAGAAGAUGAUGAUGGUAACAAAAAAAAAAACAAUGACGGUGAUAAUAAAAGCCAAGAAGAUGAUUAUGGUAACAAAAAAAAAAACAAUGACGAUGAUGAUGACGAUUCCUACAAAAUCGAAUUAAUCGUAGACGAAUUAAAUAAAUGCAAAAAGAAUUACACAGACGAGGAGUUAUACGAAUUGAUGAAAGGAAGCGAUUUCGAUAUAUUUAAAAAAUAUAAGAAUUUUUAUUUGAAUCAUUUUAUAAAUAUAAAUAAUAUAUUUAGUACAAUAAUAAGUUUUCAUAUACAUAAUAUUGAAGAUAAAUAUAAAAAGGUGUAUGAAAGAUAUUUUAAUCUGUUCAACUUUAAUUUUAGUAAUGUAGAGUUAUCAUUUGAUUUAUUAAUACGUAGAUUUGAUAAGAUUCUUCGUUUAACCAAAAAAUAUGAACAAUUAUUAGAAGAAAAUUAUGAAAAAAUAAAAAAUAAAAAUGAAAAGGAAGAAUACUUACAUGCUUGUAUAAAAGAAUUAGAAAUGAAUUUAGAGAGAUAUAAUAACGAGAAAAUAAUUUUAGAUGAACAAAUUAAUGAAAAGGAAAAAAAGAUUAAUAUAAUAAAUGAGAAAUAUUUAAUAUUAGAAAAGGAAUAUGAAGAAUAUCAAAAUAAAAAUAUAUUUAUUAAUGCACAAAUAGAAAAUUUAGAAAAAGAGAAAAAACAAUUACAAGAAGAAAUUAUACAAAAAGAUAUGAUCAAUGUAAAAUUGAAUGAAAAAAAUUGUGAUAUUAUAAAAAUAUAUGAAAAAGAAAAACAAUAUUUACAUACAUUAUUACAAGAAAAUAAAGAUAGUCAUAAUUAUUUAAAAGAUAAAUUUGAAAAUUUAUUAAAUUUGAAUGAAAAAUUAAAAUAUGAUCAUGAUAUAUCAUUAAAUAAAAUAAAUACAUUAUGGUUAGAAGAAAAAGAAAAUAAUAAAAAAAAUACAUUCCAUAUGAAUAAUUUAAGAGUUGAAAAUAAUAAUCUAUUAUUAAAAAUGAAAGAAUUACAAAAUAAAUAUAAUAUUAUAAAAAAGGAACUUAAUGAAAGAAUAAAACAAAUUAAUGUGUUCAGAAAUAAUGUUUCGACAUUAUCCUUGAGAGAUAAUAGAAGUACAAGAGGUUCUAUUCAUCAGAUAAAUAAUAUGUAUAUGAAUAAUACACAUCUGGGUUUUAUGGGUGCAUCUAAAAUAAAUAAUAAUAUAUCGAAUCUUUAUUAUUCAAAUAUGAUUCAUAUGUCUCACCGAGGUAGUAUCAUAAAAAAUAAGGAAGAUGCCGAAGGAAAUUCAACACAAGCACGUAUGAAUAAUAAGGAUAGCACGGAUAAUAUAAUAAACAAUAUACACAACACAGAUAAUAUAAAUAACAUGAAUAAUAUAAAUAAUAACACCCUCAAUAGUAUUAAUAGUAAUCAUCUAUAUUAUCCUUUCCCAUUUCAUAAUAAUGUAAACUCGCCCAAAAUGGUGGGAAUGUGUGAUGUUACCCUCGCAUCAGGAGUUAACAAAAAAGACGAUUUUCUCUUGAAUCUUGAGGAGAAUGAAGAGAAUUCUUUUCUGGAAUAUGAAAUUAGGAUAAAAUCGUUACAAGAAGAAUUGUGUGAUAAAGAAUCUGAGAUAUUAAAAAUAAAAGGAGAAAAGAAUAUUUUAAUUACUUGUAUAGAGACAUGGAAAUGUUUUUGUAAGAAUAGUAAAGAGGAGAUUUCUCGUUUAAAAGAAAUUUGUAAAGAACAGUUGGAAAAGCAUAAAGAAUUUUUAUUAAUUAAUAAAUCCAAUGAAGAUAAGCUGAAAUAUAUUAAUAGUUUAUUAUGCGAUGAAAAAGAUAAAUAUGACAUUGUUGUGAAAGAUAUAAAAAAUAAUAUGAGAAAUGAAAUUGACAAAUUAAAUAAUGAUAUAAAUGAGAAAUCAUAUGAAAUAAAAUUAUUAAAACAUGAAAAUAAUAAUUUAAUAAAUGAAAUGAAUAUUUUAAAAAAUAAAGAAACAGAAAAUAUGAAUAUAAAACAAAAAGAAGAAGAUUAUAUAAAAUUAAUUAAAAAAGAUAAAACAAAUAUUCAAAAUGAAUAUAAUGAUUUAUUAGAAAAAUAUAAUGAAGUAGUAGUAAAAAAUAAUAUGUUAUAUAAUGAUAUGAAUGUAUUGUUAAAAGAACAUAAAGAAGAAAUCUUUUUAUUAAAAGAAAAUAUAAAGAUAUUACAAAAAGAUAAUACAUACCUUAAUGAUAUGUUUAAAAAUCAAAUAAAUUAUGUUGAUAAUAAUUUAUUAAAAAAUAGAUUGGAUCAAUUAUUUAAUAUUAAUCAAGAUUUACAAAAACAUCUAGAUACAAAUCAAAAACAUCUAGAACAAUUAAAAUAUGAUUAUAUAGAAAUUAAAGAACGAUUAAAAAUUGAAAAAACAAAAAUUAAUAAACAAGAAAAAUAUAUUAUACAAUUACAAAAAGAUAAUAAUCUUAUAUUAAAUGAUUUUAAUUCAACAACAACGACAACAAAUAAUAAUAAUAAUAAUGACAAUAAUAAUGACAAUAAUAAUGAUAAUAAUGACAAUAAUAAUGAUACAUAUCAACAAUUUAUUCAUUCCUUAAAAGCAAAUUUAGAAAAUUCAAGAUUAGAAUUAAAAGAAUUAUCAAAUCUGAAUGAAAAAAUUCAACUAUCUGAUGAAAAGAAUCGUAUGAAAAUAACUAUAUUAGAAGAUAAAUUAUUUAAAAAUGAAAAAGAUAAAAUGAAAUUACAACAAAUUAUUGAUGAUAAUAAUAAAAAUUAUAUGAUACAAUAUAAUAAAUUAAAAACAAAUCUAGAUAUGUUAUCAGAAGAAAAUCGUAUGCUGUUAUUAAAUAAAGAAGAAUAUGAAAAACAAAUAGAACAAUUAAAUCAUGAUCACAAAUUAUUUAUAUCCACCAAAAAUAAUGAUAUACAAAUUAUAGAAAAUGAGAAGUUACAAGAACAAGUUGAUCAAUAUAUAACUACUAUUAAUGAAAAGGACAAAAUUAUUGUUCAUCUGAAUUUACAAAUUAAAAAAUUGGCAAAUCAAAAUGAGCACAUGAGAUCACGGUGUGACAUUUUUAAUGUAGCUCACUCGCAGGACAACAUAAAAAAUGAUCACAUGGUGGUUGGUGAGGAUAUAAUGGGAGAUACAAAUCAUGAUGUGAAUAAAAAUAUUGAUCAAGGUACAAAUCAACAUAUUAAUCAAGGUACAAAUCAACAUAUUAAUCAAGGUACAAAUCAACAUGAUACAUGUGAUGGUCCUAAUUAUAAUUAUGUUAAAGUACAGAAUGCAACAAAUCGUGAAGACAACAAGAAUAAAGAAAGAAAUUUAUCACAAGAAAUAUACAAAUAUAUAAAUGAAAAUAUCGACCUCACAUCUGAAUUAGAAAAGAAGAAUGAUAUGCUUGAAAAUUAUAAAAAUGAAUUGAAAGAAAAGAAUGAAGAAAUAUAUAAAUUAAAUAAUGAUAUUGAUAUGUUAUCUAAUAAUUGUAAGAAAUUAAAAGAAUCUAUUAUGAUGAUGGAAAAAUAUAAAAUUAUUAUGAAUAAUAAUAUUCAAGAAAAAGAUGAAAUUAUUGAAAAUUUAAAAAAUAAAUAUAAUAAUAAAUUGGAUGAUUUAAUAAAUAAUUAUUCGGUUGUUGAUAAAAGUAUUGUUUCAUGUUUUGAAGACUCAAAUAUUAUGAGUCCAUCGUGUAAUGAUAUUUUGAAUGUCUUUAAUAAUUUGUCGAAAAGUAACAAAAAGGUGUGUACAAAUAUGGAUAUAUGUAAUGAAAAUAUGGACAGCAUAUCUAGUAUAAACAAUGUUAACAAUAUAAACAAUGUUAACAAUAUAAACAAUGUUAACAAUAUAAACAAUGUUAACAAUAUAAACAAUGUUAAAAACAUUGUAGAUAUUAACAACUAUCUUGUUAAUAAUCUUCAAUUAAAUAAAGACAAUGAUAAUAUUAUUAUUAUUAAAUUUAAUAUUUUAAAACUAUUCAAAUUAGGUUCAUGCUAUUUAUAUAUUAUUAAUCGUAAUUUAAAAGAAAUCCAAAUGUUGAAAAAUCAAAUCCUUUCCUUAGAAGAAAGCAUUAAAAGCUUAAAUGAAUUCAUUAAUAAUCUAAAAAACGAAAAUGAAAAAAAUGAAUUAAUUAAAAUAAAUAAUUUUGAAGAAAUACUCAAAUUAAAAAAUAAUCUACAAGAUAAUGAAAGUUGUAUACAAAACUUAAAUAAUUAUUUAAAAAAAAAUGAAGAAUUAAAUAAAAUUAAUGUAAAAAAUAUUUUCAAAUAUAAAGGAUAUAUAAUUCAUUUAAUACAACAAAGUAAUGUCUUUUGUAAAAUUUUUAAACAUUUUAAUGAAAAUAAAAUUAUUGAUCAAAGUAUUAUAAACAAAUUACUUUAUUUAAAAAAAUCCUUUGAUUUUUAUAUGUAUGAUUCGGUUAUACAAGAAAUAAGAGAAAAUAAAAAUAUAAUAAUAAAUCAAGAUUUUUUAACAGAUGAAUAUUUUAAACAUAUACAAACCUUUACCAAAACAUGUAAUGUAUUAAUUCAAAGGGGAUAUCUCAGCAUCUUAAAAGAUACAAACAAUGAUUUCUUUAUACAAAACAAACAAAGUAAUCAACAAGGAAAUCAAAAUGGUAACCAUAUAAAUAUGUGUAACAUAUAUCCAGAUGAUGAAAUCAAUGUAACUGCUGAUCAACAAAUUUUUGAUGGUACGGAAAACGUACAACAGUCCUUACAAAAUGAGGAAGAUUAUGUAAAUAAUGAGGAAAUGUAUACGGACAAAAUGGACCUAGAUAAUAAUAUGAAUGGUGAUGAUGAUGAUGAUGAUGAUGAUGAUGAUGAUGAUGAUAAUAAUAAUAAUAAUAAUAAUAAUAAUAAUAAUAAUAAUAAUAAUAUGGGAGAUGAAGAUAAUCAUCUUGUUAACGCAUUUAAUAACCACAAUUUGUUGACUAAUGGUAAUGUUAAAUCUGACCAAAUUAAUAAUGAAACCUUAGAAAGAUAUGAAGAAAAUAUUAUUCAGAAUAUAUAUACUAAUGAUAACGUAGAUAAUAAUCAAGUCAUAGAAAAUAUAAAUAAAAUUCUUAUUAAGGAUAAACAAGAUAUUAUAAAUAAUGACGAACUAAAAAAUGAACAUAAUAAUUUAAUUAGAUUAAUUAAUGAAUCCAUAGAAAAUGCUCAUAACCUUGAAAAUGUUUAUGUACAAAAUGAUGCUAAUAAUUUAAUAAAUGAUAAUAUAAAAAAGGAAGAAACACUCACAUAUGUUGAUGAAAAGGAUAAUGUGUCGAAUGAAUCGAAUAGCAAAUGUGAUGAUGAUAAAAAGGAAAACGAAGAUAUAAUACAAGCGAAAAAUGAAAACUAUCCUGUAAGCACACAUUAUGAUAAUAAUGAUGAUAUUAAUAAGGAUAAUAUUAAUAAUGAUAAUAAUAAUGAUAAUAUUAAUGAUGAUAAUAAUAAUGAUAAUAUUAAUAAUGAUAAUAAUAAUGAUAAUAUUAAUAAUGAUAAUAUUAAUAAUGAUAAUAUUAAUAAUGAUAAUAAUAAUGAUAAUAAUAAUGAUAAUAGUAAUAAUGGGUUUGUUUGUGAGUUAUCAUCAAAUAUAAACGAUUUUAAUAAUAUAUUAAAUGUUAACAAAGAUAACUUCCAAGGCAUAAAUAAAUCAAAUAAUUUCUCAACAAACCUUUCAGAGUAUAAUUAUGAUGCGUAUGUAAAAAUAGUCGAAGCGGGAAGUGCUUUGGAAAAUAAAAAACAACAAGAUAAAAAAAGGAAAUAUUUUUCAGAUUCGGAAAUAACAAAAGAAAAUGGUUAUUUGGGAGAAUCCAAUUCGAUAAAAAUAAGAAAAGUAAGUGUUGGAGGAGAUAAUGAUAAUAAUGAUGAUGAUAAUAAUGAUGAUAAUGAUGAUGAUGAUAAUGAUGAUGAUAAUAAUGAUGAUGAUAAUAAUAAUGAUGAUGAUAAUGAUGAUAGUUAUGACGAUGAAGAAAAGGAACAAGAAAAUUAUAGUAACGAUGUAAAUACUGAAUUAAAUAACCAUGUAACAUUUGAAGAUAUUUCCGUCCAUAAUAAUAUUCAAGAAAAUAAAAAGAAUUAUUUUUCUAAUGUUCAUGAAAAUACUUUUAAUCUACAUGUUGAUGAGAAUGUACAUGAAGAUUUACAAAAUUAUGAAGAUUAUGUAAAUAAUAAUAAUAAUAAUAAUGAUGAUGAUAAUGAAGAGGAGAGUAACAAUAGUUGUUAUAUAAUUUCUUCAGAUGAUGAAGGGGACAAGAAAAAUGUCUCCAAACAAAAUGAUGAUGAUGAGGAUGAUGAUGAUAAUGGGGAUGAUGAUGAUAAUGAGGAUGAUGAUGAUAAUGAGGAUGAUGAUAAUGGGGAUGAUGAUGAUAAUGAGGAUGAUGAUAAUGGGGAUGAUGAUGAUAAUGAGGAUGAUAAUUAUGAUGAUGAGGAUAAUGAUAAUUAUGAGAAUGAGGAUGAUGAUAAUUAUGCAAAUGAGGAUGAUGAUAAUUAUGAAAAUGAUGAUGAUGAUAAUUAUGAAAAUGAUGAUGAUGAUAAUUAUGAAAAUGAUGAUGAUAAUUAUGAAAAUGAUGAUGAUGAUAAUUAUGAAAAUGGGGAUGAUGAUAAUGAUAAUGAUCAUAAUGAUGAUAAUAAUGACGAAGAAAAAUAUUCGUGUCAUGAUGAUAAAAAUGAACAUACAAAUAAUGAUUUAUUAAAUAUUGAUCAUGAUAAUAAUAAAAAUAAUAUAACUGAUGAGUUAUAUAGUACUUAUAAUGUAAGUGUAUCUCAUAAUAAAGACCCGUCUAAUAAGGAAAAUGAAAUUCAGAAUCUUAUAAGUAUUGAUUCAUCGAAUGAAAAUGACGAAAAUGAUGAAAAUGAUGAAAAUGACGAAAAUGACGAAAAUGACGAAAAUGACGAAAAUGACGAAAAUGACGAAAAUGACGAAAAUGAUGAAAAGGACGAAAAUGACGAAAAUGACGAAAAUGAUGAAAAUUUUGAUAAUAACAAUGAAGGGACCUUAAAUGAAAUGAAUUCUGAAGAAUAA